Molecule: messenger RNA, 1333 nt
Organism: Habropoda laboriosa
Lineage: Eukaryota; Metazoa; Arthropoda; Insecta; Hymenoptera; Apidae
Gene: Galt
Product: probable galactose-1-phosphate uridylyltransferase
Exons: 7
Coding region: 188-1333 (381 amino acids)
Biological process (GO): beta-D-galactose catabolic process via UDP-galactose, Leloir pathway
Cellular component (GO): cytoplasm
Molecular function (GO): zinc ion binding; UDP-glucose:hexose-1-phosphate uridylyltransferase activity
Source: RefSeq, a predicted model, not a curated record
UACGUAGAAUAUUACAUUUUGCAAGCAAUGUAAACAUUAUCACAAUAUUGCUCUGCUAAUUACAGAUACGCGAGAGUAUGUUGUCUAUGAAAAAAAUGAUAAGUGCUAUUUAAAUUGCUGCUGAUACCAAAAAUUUUCCAGUACUCUAUUAAACUAUCUAAACGGCUUCUGUUUCACCGAAGUACAAAUGUCUACAUCAACAGGUGAUAAAGAAAGCCUAAAAAAUGGCACAGAAGUAUUAAAGGAAGAAUUUGAUCCUACUGAACAUCAACAUAUUCGAUACAAUCCCUUGAAGGGAGAAUGGGUACUAGUGUCACCACACCGAAUGAAACGACCAUGGGGAGGACAAAUCGAAAUAAAUACAGAGGAAGAUCUUCCAGAUUAUGACCCUGAUAAUCCACUUUGUCCAGGCAAUAUUAGAGCUAGUGGACAGAUCACUCCAAUAUAUGAAAAUACAUAUUCAUUUGUCAAUGACUUUCCUGCAUUAUUGGAAUCAGUUCCUAGUCCAUCAAAACCAGAAGAUGAAUUAUUUCAAAUGGAUGCUGCCAGAGGUUCUUGUAAAGUAAUGUGUUUUCAUCCAAAAUCAAAUGUAACAAUAGCACUUAUGAAAAUUUCUGAAAUUAAGGAAGUGGUUAAACGAUGGAUUUUUGAAAUGUUGGAAUUAGGAGAAAAAUGGACUUGGGUACAAAUAUUUGAAAAUCGUGGCGCUUUAAUGGGGUGCAGUAAUGCACACCCUCAUUGUCAAAUUUGGGCCAGCUCUUUCUUACCAAAUGAAGCAAAAAUAAAGGAUAGCUUCCUCAGUGAUUACUAUAAUCGCAAUAAAAAGCCACUUCUUAUAGAUUAUGUGCAAAAAGAGCUUCUUAAAAAGGAGCGAAUUGUAUUGGAAAAUCGAGAUUGGGUAGUUUUAGUACCAUUCUGGGCAAUAUGGCCAUAUGAAACUAUGGUGUUACCUAAGAAACAAAUAUCCAGAAUGCAAGAUUUAACAGAAAGUCAGCAAGAAUCAUUAGCAGUUAUUAUGAAAAGAUUAUGUACAAAAUAUGAUAAUUUAUUCCAUUGUUCUUUUCCCUAUUCUAUGGGCUGGCAUGGUGCGCCAACUGGUCCAUAUGCAAAACAAGAUUAUCCUUACUGGACUUUUCAUGGAAUUUACUUACCUCCUUUGUUGCGUUCAGCAACUAUAAAGAAACAUAUGGUUGGCUAUGAACUUCUUGCACAAGCACAAAGAGACUUAACUCCAGAACAAGCAGCCGAAAAAUUAAGAAAUUUGUCAGAUUUUCAUUAUAAGCAGCCAGAAACAAGUUUAACCACUUGUGAAAUAGAAAAAUAUUCUAAAUGA